Molecule: messenger RNA, 4669 nt
Organism: Strongylocentrotus purpuratus (purple sea urchin)
Lineage: Eukaryota; Metazoa; Echinodermata; Echinoidea; Camarodonta; Strongylocentrotidae
Gene: dnaaf5
Product: dynein assembly factor 5, axonemal
Exons: 10
Coding region: 44-2551 (835 amino acids)
Biological process (GO): outer dynein arm assembly; cilium movement; inner dynein arm assembly
Cellular component (GO): cytoplasm
Molecular function (GO): dynein intermediate chain binding
Source: RefSeq, a predicted model, not a curated record
GCCCUCUACGUUAAGCAUUCAGUGUCACGGCAACAGUUGAAAGAUGGCGGCUCCCACGACUGAACAAAUUUCCGAGAUUCGGCAGGCGAUUGCUCGCCACAUCAACUGCCUUAGUGAAGGAAGUCGAAUGGCAAAACGGAGAGCGUUAGAUAAUAUACGAAAAGAAACAAUCGGCAAGGAACCAAAAUAUGAUGCUGAAGUUUUACAAGGCGUUUUGGAAGCGGAGAUGAAGCCAAUCAUGAAAUGCUUCGGUGAUCCAGUUGACAAGUGCCGGGAGCUGUCGGCACAGCUUAUCCAGGAUUUUGUGGAGACAAUCCCGCGGCCUGCAGAAAUCCUCCCUUACCUUGUUCCAUCAAUUGUCAUCCGUCUAGGCAACCAAGAAAUGGUGGAGGCAGCGGAAGAACUCCGUCUUUCUCUUGUCCAGCUAAUGACAAAACUUGUAGAAUUAACUGGUGGUAGAAUUGCUCCAUUUCUGGAUGAUUUUAUCAAGAUUUUGCAGCGAACGCUUGUCGAUCCGUUUGCAGAUGUUCGAAGAGAAAGUUGCACUUGCACUUGCAAGUUAGCAAGAAUCAUUCCACAGCACUUUCACAUGCAGUCAGAAAGCCUUAUCUCUCCUCUCCUUCAGACCAUUAGUCAUCAACAUUCCAAAGUUCGGGUGCAAGUAAUUUACACCAUUGGAGAUGUUUUACAGUUCGGGAAUCACAAACCCAUGGAAAAGGUCAUAUCACAUCUAGCGCAACGGCUGUUUGACCAAUCACCCCAAGUCAGGCUAGCGGUCACUAAGGUUGUUGGAGGAUGGCUGCUGGACUUUGUUGACCGUUACUCCUUUCAUCAUAAACUGAUCCCACUUUUGUUGACAAGCCAGACAGACGAGUUAGAUGAAAUCUCAGGCAAAGCCAAGCAGCUUUGGAUAGAUGUUGGAAGCAAGUAUGCCGAGGAGAAUGAGAAAGAACUGAAGGACCAGAUGGACUUUGUUGAUCCAAACAUUGAGCUCCCUCCAGGAUAUACUGAGCGUCCCAACCUGGGCUGCCGGACCCUCAUCUUCCGCAACAUGUCCAAGAUCCUUCCCGGUCUGCUCAACGACCUUAAGGACUGGACCAUCACCAAUCGUCUCAUGGCGGCCAAGCUGCUCCACGUGCUGCUGGUGAACGCGGAAGACCACACCACCCAGCACAUGGCCCCUCUCCUGGCAGGCAUGUACAAGGCGUGCUCUGAUGAAGAGACAGAGGUGGUGCACAGGAUCCAGAAGUCUGGUGAGCUGGUCGGGUUCUACGUGGGACCAGAGGUCUACUGUAAGCUGAUCUUACCCACAGUCCAGGCCGCCCAGGGUCCAGGGGUCCUCAUGACCUUUGCCUCUAUCCUCCUCGGGACAAAGAGGGCGCUCCUCAAGUCUUAUCUUCUGGAUAUCUGUAAGACAUUGGCUGAGCCAGACGUAUGCCGAAGUGAAGAGAAGAAUUACCAGACUCAGCUCCUGUCCUGUGUGUCAUCCAUCAUUCUGAUCGCUAAAGAAGAUUGCGCUGACGUUAGUCUGGAACUCUUCACCGUUCUAAUCACCAUCAUGGCCACUGCUAGAGAAGAUGGUCUCAAGAACAAGGUCAAAGCCGUCUUGACUGACCUAGCAGCAGCCACAGGCCAUGAGGGUCCUGCUUCCCUCUACAAGAAACACACCAAGCAAGUACUAGACUCGUUCCAGUCUUCCUACCAUCAGUGGACCAACUUCUCGGUGGAAAGGCUUGUAUUUGACAGUCUCCUCUCUGAAGCAGGUGAAGCCGUUGGUGAUCUCCUUGAAGACAUCAUCCCCAUCCUGGAGACCAACCUCAAGCCAGACAAGGAUGCAGAGCUCCGUCUCAAGUUCUUCUCCCUGCUCUCCCGUCUGGUGAUGAGUGCCCCUCUGACCCUAGACUCCAAGGACCGGUUCAGGGACUUCUCCUUGAUCGUCGUGAAGACGAUGGUCCUUCCCAACUGCGUGUGGCACGCCGGGAGGACGGCCACGGCCAUCCGCACCACGGCUGUCUCCUGUCUAUGGGCUCUCCUGCAGAGCGGCAUGCUUACAGCCAAGCAGUUGGACUCCAUCAUGGAUGAUCUCCAAGUCCAGCUGCUUUCCCUCAUGGAAGACGACUCCCGCUCCACCCGCCUCAUCACCGUCCGCAUCAUGCAGAAGAUCCUGGCCAGCUGCGGUUCCGUCACCUUUGACCCUGAGCGCCUGCACCAGCUCUACAUGGAGCUCCUGAAGCGCCUGGACGACAGCAGCGAUGAGAUCAGGGUGGCCGUCGCCAAGACCUUUGGCACGUUCUUUGGUUGCUUCCCCGACGACUACAACGUGGGGCUGUACAAGGCUCAUCUGGAGACCCUCUACAGUGGCCUUCUGGUUCACAUGGAUGAUCCUGAUCAGACUAUUCAAGAAGCUGUGCUUGACGUACUGAAGCAAGCAGCCAAGGUCCAGCCAUCUUUACUCAUCAGAGAGAUAGAGUCUGUCCGACACAAGCAUCGCAGCUUCAUCUACUGCGACCAACUGAUCAAGCAUGCACAGACAUUGAUGCAACAACAGUAAAUACAUUAAAACCUGCUUCAGUGACCACCUGUCUACAAAGACCACCUGUCUACACCAACCACAUUUUUUGUUUCCCUUGAAAAUGGUUUUGCAUUGAAACAUGCACUAAAGGAACCUGUCUACAAAGACCACUUUUUGUGUUUCCCUUGGGCGGUCGCUAUAGACAGGUUUGACUGUACAUUCAGUACAGACCACCAUGCAGUGGUGGGACACAGGUUUUUAGCCAGGAUUUCAAAGUCAGGAGUCCUGAUUGCAAAGAACCCCUUUCUAAAAGAAAGGCCUGUCAUUAAAAUGUACAAAUCGGCCAAAACAGAUUUUGUUUUGUAUCUUAGCAGUUCCAUGUCGUAUUACUUGGUUCAAAAUACAAGUCUCAAAUAUUACUUCUGGAAAGAUAUUUUGCAAGUUUGAAUGCACUCUCAAUUAACAUAAAAGUGACUUGUGAGUAGACUACUUGAUGCAUCCAUACAAGCUCACAUAUAAAUAGUCAGACUUGGGUUCUAAGUGCACAGUUUUAUGUUAUUCUUUCUUUUCUUCCUACUCCUCAUCCGUUAGCCCAUAGUGGGUAAAUUUUGGUGAAUUUUUUUAUUUAUGUUGAGUUAUUUCAUUGAUAUACAAUUUUUUAAGGGGAUUGGUACACUUUAAAUGAUAUACCUGUAGUUUGAACAAGUUUGGGGUGUUUUCUAUGAAAAACUAGACAUCUUUUGGAUGCCGAGUUACCCUCCUGGUUGAAAACCUGCUGUAACAUCACAUUAUUCUCUGCCUAGGCCACUACACAUUUUGAAAUCUGAUGUAACACAAUUCAGGAAGUAAUAUCCUCUUGUAUUUAUUAUUUAUAGCAGAAUAGACCACUCAACAAAUGUAUUAUAAUUUUAUGUAUGCUCCUACUACAACAAUUGCUAAUGAUGACUCUAAAGCUUACCUGACAUAGCAACAACUAAUGAUUCGAACCUGUAUUCUGAAUGUUGAAAUAUGCAUAAUACAGGUAAAUUCAAUAGUUUGUCAUGGGAUUUUGACUGAGAUAGAAGUAUCUUUAAAUUUGAAUACAUUUGUGCACUACUGUAUUCCACAAUAUUAAGGGAAAGUGAACCACUGUCUUGUAUGCCCUUGCUGUGUGAUAUCUACAUGUACAUGUACGUUACAAAUAAUUUCAGGAAGUACAGACACUGCACCACAGAAUGUUCAUUCAUAUCCAUAAUGAUUCACCUUUAGAAUUAGAACAAACCUAAACCUUACCCCGCACUUUGAAUAAAUAAUAUAUAUAUUUCUCAUGACUAGUAAUACAUUAUGGUGUUGCAGUACAAUACUUGGAAAUGUCAGUUACAAUGUAUAACUGAAGAUAGAAACUCAUAGAGGAUGAGAUUCAUUUUAAAAAUAUGGUUCAUCAAGUAUCAAAGUAGCAAAUAUAGUGUAUUCUUAUGAAAGUUCUCACUAGUGAUUGGUUUAAAUUAAGCAUAUAUAUAUAGUUUGAAGGGGAAGUGUAUCCAGAGUAUGCUCAGAAUUUUUUCUCGUGAUGAGAUUUUAAAAAAAUCUGUAGAUCUUCUUUUCUUUAAUUUUUUUAAAAUGAGAAUUGUUUUUUUAUUUUCAUAGUUCUACCAUUUAGGUGUUGGGCAUGUAUGUGUAGAUGUUGGCACACGGCCAAUUCUGCAUUUAGAUUUGGGAAAUUAAAAACAAAUACAUUGCAGAUGUCAUAAAUGAGAAAUGAAUGGGUUUAUUCACCAUAUGAGAUGUGAUCAUCAUAAUGUUGAUGACCUCUUGCUGAAAAAUGGUUUAAAAAUCCCUCAAAUGUAUGGAUGAUAAACUUUGAUUUCUUGUACGUGUCUUAGAUAAGAAAUAUUACAAAUAAUCGGGUACAGCACAUCUUAUUGCUACUUAUGAUAGCUUGGCAAACAUUGAGUAUUUGUUCAUCGCACAAUCCAAAGCGUUCAUUUAUGAAUACAGGCGAGUCAUUUAGAUUCAUGUGUCAAACUUUUGUUCUACUAAUAGAUAUGAUAUUAGAAACUCAGUUAGGACCACUGGUUUUAAUAUACAGUCAAACCUGCUUUAGUGACCACCUGUCUACAAAGACCACCUGUCUAUAACAACCACAUUUUUGGUUUUCCCUUGAAAAUGGUUGCUCAU